AGUCCAGCCAUGCAGCUGAAUGAGACUGGAGUUCAAACACUGGCUCCAGAGCCAUGUGAGCAGCAAAUUCUAAAGGAGGACAACCCUGGAAACUGUAGCAGUGGUUCCACCGGCAACCUGUCGCUGCACUGCUGGCUGCAGCUCCUCACCAAGGAAUCUAUCAUGGAAUUUCAAGGAGACAGCUCCAGUCUAGUGGUGCGUGUGAUGAUAGCAUGUGUCUACUCUAUAGUCUGUGCACUCGGGCUGGUGGGAAACUCACUGGCUCUGUAUCUGCUGCACUCACGUUACCGGCAGAAGCAAUCAUCCAUCAACUGCUUUGUGAUGGGUCUGGCUAUCACAGACCUCCAAUUUGUGCUCACCUUACCUUUCUGGGCAGUGGACACAGCCCUGGAUUUCCGCUGGCCGUUUGGCCGUGUGAUGUGCAAAAUCGUCAGCUCUGUCACCACCAUGAACAUGUAUGCCAGUGUAUUCUUCCUUACAGCUAUGAGCGCGGCACGCUAUUACUCUAUCUCCUCUGCACUGAAGAUGCACAGCCGGCGGACAGCAGCAGCCAGGGCCAAGUGGACAAGCCUGGGCAUCUGGGCUGUCUCUCUGCUGGCCACUUUGCCUCACGCCAUCUACUCCACCAGCGCCCAGGUGUCAGAUGAGGAGCUAUGCCUGGUGCGCUUUCCAGACUCAGGCAGUUGGGAUCCACAGCUGCUUUUGGGUCUAUACCAGCUGCAAAAGGUUCUGCUGGGCUUCGUUAUUCCUCUGAUCAUAAUCACUGUAUGCUAUCUACUGCUACUGCGCUUGAUCCUCACCCAACGCAUAGCCUGUGCAGCAGGCCCGGAGAUUGAGCAAGGCCGGCAAAGACGUCGCUCCAAAGUGACCAAAUCCAUUGUCAUCGUUGUCCUGUCCUUCUUUCUGUGCUGGCUUCCCAAUCAGGCGCUGACUCUGUGGGGGGUGCUCAUAAAGUUUGACCUUGUGCCCUUCAGCAAGGCUUUCUAUAACGUGCAGGCCUACGCCUUCCCCCUGACUGUGUGUUUGGCGCACACCAACAGCUGCCUGAACCCUGUGCUCUACUGCCUGAUUCGCAGAGAGUUUCGGGCUGGUCUCAAGGAACUUCUCCUCCACGCCACUCCCUCCUUCAGGAACCUGACUCAUCUGCUGCGUCGCAAGGCCAAAGUGGCUGAGGCGCCACCUGUUCUUGUGCUGGUCCAAAUGGAUGUCUGA
Messenger RNA from Xiphias gladius (swordfish), 1212 nucleotides. It is a transcript of the gene rxfp3.2b, whose product is annotated as relaxin family peptide receptor 3.2b. The coding region runs from base 10 to 1212 and encodes 400 amino acids. Gene Ontology annotation, cellular component: membrane. Gene Ontology annotation, molecular function: G protein-coupled receptor activity. Gene Ontology annotation, biological process: G protein-coupled receptor signaling pathway; immune response. The transcript has a single exon. NCBI's taxonomy places the organism in Eukaryota, Metazoa, Chordata, Actinopteri, Istiophoriformes, Xiphiidae. The record is from RefSeq and is a predicted model, not a curated record.